AUGUCCAAACCCACCGCUGCAAGUGGCAGCUCAGACACCGCGUUCCGCAAAACCUGGGACCGCGAAGAAUACACCAAAAGGGCAGCCGACGAAGAAGCCAAGCGCAAAGCCGAAGGCAAAGCCCGCUACGAAGCCAAACUCCUCGGCAAGAAAUACCACGCCCCAGUCGACUAUGGCUCACUCUCCGCAACAACCGCCCGCCAGGAGCGACUCAAGGUCGACUCGAUGGUGGGCAAGACGACGAUUGUGCCGGCGGGAUCAGCGCUAGGCAAACGUGGACGUGGACCGGGAUUUUACUGCGAGGACUGUGAUCUCACGUUCAAGGAUAAUAUUCAGCUGGUGGAGCACUUUAAUAGCAAGCAGCAUUUGAUUGCUACGGGGCAGAGUGGAGAGGUUGCUCGGGCGAGUGUGCAAGAUGUGCGUUUGCGGCUGAGGAUGUUGGCGCAUCAGAAGCGUGUCAGGGAGGAGGAAGAGCGGAGGGCCUGGCAGCUUGAUCUUGGGGAGAGACUACGCGAGCGUGAGGAAAUCGAUGCGAAGGAGCGAGAGGAGAGGAGGCGCAAGCGGAAUGAGAAGCGUCGCAAGGGUGGAGAUGGGGUGAAGCAGGAGGAGGAUAGCUGGGAGGGACGAUUGGGAAUUAUUGCCUAA
Messenger RNA from Penicillium cataractarum, 645 nucleotides. Its product is annotated as U4/U6-U5 snRNP complex subunit SNU23. Gene Ontology annotation, biological process: mRNA splicing, via spliceosome. Gene Ontology annotation, molecular function: zinc ion binding; nucleic acid binding. NCBI's taxonomy places the organism in Eukaryota, Fungi, Ascomycota, Eurotiomycetes, Eurotiales, Aspergillaceae. The record is from RefSeq and is a predicted model, not a curated record. The coding region runs from base 1 to 645 and encodes 214 amino acids. The transcript has a single exon. Gene Ontology annotation, cellular component: U4/U6 x U5 tri-snRNP complex; spliceosomal complex.